Messenger RNA from Neoarthrinium moseri, 2982 nucleotides. RefSeq lists its product as uncharacterized. Gene Ontology annotation, molecular function: RNA binding; zinc ion binding; DNA binding. Gene Ontology annotation, biological process: DNA-templated transcription. The coding region runs from base 1 to 2982 and encodes 993 amino acids. Gene Ontology annotation, cellular component: nucleus. The record is from RefSeq and is a predicted model, not a curated record. The transcript has 10 exons. NCBI's taxonomy places the organism in Eukaryota, Fungi, Ascomycota, Sordariomycetes, Amphisphaeriales, Apiosporaceae.
AUGUUCAUGGAAGAUGAUAUUUCGUGGAAACAGACCGUAGAGCGAAAAUUACAAAGCAUCGAGGCCAAUUUUGCAACUCUCAUCACGAGCCAUUCCGCCAGCAGCCCCGUCCUACAAAGACCAGAGAAUGUAUUGGCAGUAAGCGAGACUACCCCCGAAGGCUACGAAUACACUGCCUCGUGCACAGCGACUACCGAAGCCACCCGCUGGAGGCUGGUAAUAGACCUUGAAUCAAGUCCGAGUAGCCUCCCAGGCCUCUGUUUCGAUCCCGCUGCCCAUUUACGCCCGAACUCUUUCCCCGAUAUGAUAUCUCGUGGCAUUAUUACUCUUGAAAACGCCCGAAAGUACCAAGCCGUGUACCAGGAUCGACUUGAUCACUUCUUAUACGGUGUUCUGGGAAACCACAGCGAUGCCACAUUCGAGCACCUCCAGCAGGUAUCUCCCAUCCUGAGCACAGUCGUUUGUGCGGUCGGCGCACUCCAUGCGGCGUCGACCGACUACGAGACGCUACGCGCCGAAUUCGUUACCCUGAGUGGUGCCCUAACGUUCUCAAGGAGAAAUAAUAUCGACGAUGUCCGAGCACUCUGCAUAGGUGCUUUCUGGAUAAGCGAUCUUUCUUCUUCACUGGUUACCAUGGCGGUCCGCAUUGCCACGGAGCUGCAACUACAUAGAAGUUUUGCGAAGGCUCUCCAGGGUGACCGUGAGAGUUACCUCCGCGCACGAUUGCACUAUCUAGUAUACGCCUGUGACCAUCACCUCUCAAUACCCUACGGCCGACCCCCUCUUACCCGAGAAUGCGAGGCCGUGCAGAACGUGCGCGACUUCCUCGAUUGCAGGCAUGCCAAUCAUGAUGAUGCGAGGCUGGUGAGUCACGUCUUACGCUGGAGAGUCUGGACGGAGAUCUUUGAUACCCUGGGACCGAACGUUGACCGGCCUCUUUCUGAUGUUGAGAUACUGCUGGUGAGACGGUUCGGCAACGCUCUCGACAGCCUCCGAGUGGAGUGGACGGAUAAGCUUGGUCCAGAUAUCCACGUUGGUAAUUACCCAUGGAAAGGCGUGGGCAUGCAGCAUCAUUUCGCCAAAUUGUACCUCUAUUCCCACGUUUUUCGGGGUCACGGCUCUGGCCAAGCCCAGCACAGAGUUUGCAACAUGGAGGUAGAGGUGUAUGAAUUAGCCAGUUCGGCUGUUCUAUCCGCCAUGUGCAUAUUGCGGACUGUGACUUCAGACCCCGAGAUGCAGUCCUACCUCAAUGGGCUGCCGACUUAUUUCCACGUCAUGAUAGCUUUCGCCGUCGUGUUCUUGCUCAAGGUUUCGACACGGUUCUGUACCUUUUGGGGGAUGGACACCCACGAGCUGAAGAGUCUGAUAACUAAGUUGAUUACCGUGCUGCAAGAAGUGUCGAGAACGAUGCAUUCGCAGCAUCUCCUGGUCACCAUUACAGAAUGCGCCAGAGAUGCCCUACAACGAAGCUACCCCGUAGAUGUUCUCGCAACGGGGGGUGGCUUGGACACCCUCGCCCAGGUCUCACAUGACGACGGAAUGAAUCACAACGACAUGUUUGAAAAUGGGACUGUGGGCCAAUUCUUUAACGAUUUGAAGAUGGUCAAGCAGACCGACUGUGGAUUUUCGGGCAGCAACCAGUCAGUAAUCACCGUGACUCGGAGCACGCCCGGUGAGGGAAAGGAGGUAAGUCCCAUCCGGGAUCGCCUUAGUGCUGCCGCCGCCGCCAAGAUCAACGCCCAGAUCCAGGCAAAGAAGGGCAUCCAGCAUGUCGACGUCCCGCCCAUCCGGUCGACCUCGACCGACUCGCCCGGCCCCAGCGCCUCGGGCGAGGCCGCCAACAUCAACGGCGAGAUGUACGUCGCCGAUGGCGACUACAUCAAGGACAUCGAGGUCAACGACUUGCGCAACCGAUAUCUCCUCACCAAGGGAUCGACUCAGAAGAUGAUUAAAGAAGAAACCGGUGCCGAUGUCACGACCCGCGGAAGCUACUAUCCCGACAAGAGCAUGGCCACGGCUGCGAACCCCCCGCUAUACCUCCAUGUCACGAGCACCUCGAAGCUCGGACUUGAACAGGCUGUCGCCAAGAUUGAGGAGAUGAUGAAGCAGGAACUGCCCAACCUUGUCGACGAACGACGAUUCAAGCGCCGAGACCAGGAGCAAGUUGAGAGGGACGAGUUCGGGCGACGAAAGUGGCCCGAGGCCAGAAUCCCCAUUAGCUUGGAGCCCGUUCAGGGCUUCAACCUGCGUGCCCAGGUGGUAGGACACGGCGGUUCUUACGUGAAGCACAUUCAGCAGGAAACAGGAUGUCGCGUUCAGAUUAAAGGUCGCGGUUCCGGCUAUCUCGAGGCAUCGACCAACCGCGAGAGCGAUGAUGAUAUGUACCUGCACGUAGCAGGACCCGAUCCGAACAUGGUCGAAAAGGCGCAGCAGCUUUGUGAGGACCUUCUCGGGAGUGUCAAGGAACAGUACGAGGAAUUCAAGGCCCGACCUCCGCGACAGUCGUAUGGAGGCCAUGGUGGACACGGCGGCUAUGGCGGCCACCACGACCGCCACAACAGAGACGACAGAUCCGGCAGCGGCCAAGGAUACGGAGGCUACGGCAGCGGUUACAGCAACUCUCCUGCCCCUGGCGCCAACUCUGCCUCGCCUGCCCCUGGUGCUGGUAGCCCGGCUAAUGCUAAUGAUCAGUAUGCUCAGGCUUACGCACAGUACUACGGCGGCCAGGAUCCCUAUGCCGCAUACGGAGGCUAUGCAGCGUAUAUGCAGUACUACCAGCAGUACUACGCUGCUGCCCAGGCGCAGCAAGGGUCACCGGCGCCCCCGGGAGCCUCGGCAGGCUCGCCUCCUCCACCGCCGCCGAGCGAGGCCCCCCCGCCGCCUCCUCCCGGUGGUGCUGCACAUCCGCCUCCGCCUCCAUCUGGCUCGCCCCCUGGCGCAGCCGGUGGGUACGGUGCUGUUCCGCCCCCUCCCGGUCUCUGA